Messenger RNA from Lathyrus sativus (Indian pea), 534 nucleotides. NCBI's taxonomy places the organism in Eukaryota, Viridiplantae, Streptophyta, Magnoliopsida, Fabales, Fabaceae. The record is from the annotation of a GenBank genome assembly.
AUGACACAUGGAAACCUGAAAUCUUCUAAUGUGUUACUUGGUUCCGACUUUGAGUCUUGUCUCAGCGAUUAUGGUCUCAACGUGUUCCUCAAUCCCAAAACAAUCGAUGAACCAAGUGCCACUUCUUUUUUCUAUAGAGCACCCGAGUGCCGCAGUUUUCAACGCCCACAACCUCAAUCUGCUGAUGUAUACAACUUUGGUGUCCUUCUCCUCAAGCUUUUGACAGGAAAAGCAGCCUAUCAAGACCUUGUUCAGGCGCACAGUUCAUAUAUACCUAUAUGGGUUCGGUCAGUACGUGAAGAAGAGAUCGAGUCCAGAGAUGAUCCUGCCUCAUCAGGCAAUGAAGUGAACAUUGCAAUGGCAUGUGUUUUAGUUAGUCCAGAGAAUAGAUCUACAAUUAGAAAAUUUCUAAAGAUGAUAAGAGAUGCAAGAGGGGAAACUCAUGUCUCAUAUAAUAAUAGUAGUGAUCAUUCACCAGGUAGAUGGUCAAAUACUGUUCAAAGCUUGCCAAGAGAUGAACAUCUUAACAUAUAA